This is a messenger RNA of Phragmites australis (common reed), 2517 nucleotides long. RefSeq lists its product as uncharacterized. The transcript is spliced from 18 exons. The record is from RefSeq and is a predicted model, not a curated record. Lineage: Eukaryota; Viridiplantae; Streptophyta; Magnoliopsida; Poales; Poaceae. Bases 157 to 2178 code for a protein of 673 amino acids.
AAGGAGGAGGAGAAAGCCGAAAGCAAACGACCCGCCGUUGAGGUGUACUCUGAAGCGCAUCCCGGAAGAGGAGAAGGCCGCGACCGCCGCACUCCCACGGCACACGCCCCGCUCGCCCGCCCAUCCUCUCGCCGUGGCUGUCGUCGUGAUCCCGCGAUGUCGUCGUGGCUGCGGAGCGCGGUGAGCAAGGCCGUCGAGGCGGGCGGCCGCAGCGGCGUGGCCCGCACCGUCCUGGGCUACGCCGACGCCGUCGCCCACCAAGCUGGCCAGGCCGUCGCCGAGGGAGCUAAGAUCAUCAACGACCGCAUGGGCGCCCAGAACUACAAAAGCGUCAAGCAAACAGUUAAGCGCUUGGAAGAGGCAGCGGUUUCAUCACGUGGGGACGAGAGAGUUCAGGUUCUAAGGCGUUGGCUCAGGGCGCUGCAGGAGGUUGAGGCGGAAAUCGGAGGUUCGGAUGGGACUGCUGGACAGAAUGUCUCUUCAAAUGAGCCAAAAUCCUCAAAAGCAUCAUUGGCAAGAGUUUUGUUUUAUGACGCUGAUAUUGGAGGGCCUCCUAUGAACUUCCGAGAUGUAUUCCUCUAUAGCCAAGCUCCUGAGGGCAUUACGUUGUCCAUGAUUCUUGAAGCUCCUAAGGAAGAAGAGGUUUCCCUUCUUUUAGAAAUUUUCGGAAUAUGUCUUACAGGGGGGAAAGAAGUUAAUAAUGCUAUAGUGAGCAGUAUACAGGACUUGGCAAAAUCAUUCUCAAAUUACCAUGAUGAAGUCCUGGUGAAACGUGAAGAGCUCCUUCAGUUUACACAAAGUGCCAUUUCAGGGCUAAAGAGGAAUGCUGACAUUGUGAGGAUAGAUACUGAAGCUGUAGAGUUGUGGAAGAAACUAGAUGAAAAGGAGGCAUCACGAGUUCAAUCAGUUGACGAUUCUGAUAAAGUUACAGAAAAGACCGCUGUUGCAAUUGUUGAGUCAUUCAAAGAAGCACUCACCGAAGUCCAAUUUUGCUCUAGAAUGGAGGAGCUUUUAUUGAAGAAAAAAUCAAUUAAUACUGGGGACUCCCUAGAGAUCCAUUCCCAAAAGGUUGACAAAUUAAAGGUAUUGGCGACUUCCCUUGCUAAUUCAUCCUCCAAGGCGGAGAAGCGUAUUUUGGAUCACAGACGCCAGAAAGAAGAGGCUCUUAACUUUCGUGCUAAAAAGGAGAAUGAAGUGAUUGCAGUUGAAAAGGAGUUGACUGCUGAGAUUUCUGAAUUGGAGAAACAAAGGGAUGAACUUGAGGCACAGUUGAAGAAGGUCAACAUUUCACUGAAUGCUGCUGUUGGUCGGCUCAAGCAAACGAGGGAAGAGAGUGACCAAUUUCAUGAAGCAAGCGACCAGAUGAUAUUUAGUUUACAAGCAAAGGAGAAUGAACUUUCGAAAUCUAUUGACUCAUGUAACGCGGAGGCUGGUGUAGUCAAGACUUGGAUAAAUUUCCUUGAGGAUACAUGGCAACUUCAGUCAUCAUACAAUGAACAGAAGGAUAAUAAAACUAAUGAUGAGCUGGAGAGAUGCACAAGCAAUUUUCUGAAGUUGACCAAAUGCCACCUUUCUAAAUUCGAGGAAGUUCUUAGUCCAUCAGUUGAGCGUAUUCGCACAUACGUGGAUAAUUUGGCAGUCUUAAAUUCAAGGGAGGAGUCAAUAGAACACGAAGAUGAUGAGGUUUCCGAAAAGACAAGUCCACAAAAGUCCCUUGAGGAGGAAUAUUUGGAAACUGAAAAGAAGAUCGUAAUUGCCUUUAGCAUUGUAGAUCGCAUGAAGAAGAUGUUCUAUUCUGAGCAAGGGGCUAAUUCUAGGCGAGAUGAUGCAGAGGUCAGGAACUUAUUUUCUGAGAUAGAGAAGCUGAAAGAGGCAUUCGAGUCUGUAGAAAGGCCAACACUAGACAUUGAAGUCCGCAAGGCAAAGGUGCCAACCAAGGACAGAUCUGAAUUGAGCCCUUCACCUGCUCAGACACCCUCUUCGCCUAAAGAUGUGCCUGUGGACGCUCCAAAAUCUCCGGUUAAACCUGAGCAGACGCUGGGCCCCGAUUCAGAGCUUGCAAAGCUAGAAUUAGAAUUCGGGAAAGUUAACAAAUACCCUGAGAUAAGUGGUUGGGACUUCGACGAGCUUGAAGAGGAGCUGCGAGCCGACAUAUCUAAAUCAAGCAAUCCAAAAUAACCACAUGCACCGUACAUUGGUGAGACGCAUGCUCCCAACUUCCGUGUGGCUUUGCACCAAAUUUGUACAUAUGUUGAAUGACAGAAUGCACAUAAUGUUGUUUCAUUGUGUCCAUGGAUGUUCUAUACUUACUGCAUGGGCAGUGCAGGUAACAAUAUAACAUUGUACAAUGACAAGGCGUCACUUAUUUGUUUGUUCUUGUCCUGCACAUGUAUACAAUAACGGUGAAACUUAUGUAACAUUUCCACAUUUGGACCUUGUAAUAACUUUAUUAAAGAUCAACUGCUCUGGGAAAGCCCCGUCAGGUCUUAAUUCAGCAGAAUUGCCAGGAAAUAAUGU